Drosophila elegans is the source of this 1556-nucleotide messenger RNA. RefSeq names its product dolichyl-diphosphooligosaccharide--protein glycosyltransferase subunit 1. Gene Ontology annotation, cellular component: membrane; oligosaccharyltransferase complex. The transcript has 2 exons. The coding region runs from base 40 to 1416 and encodes 458 amino acids. NCBI's taxonomy places the organism in Eukaryota, Metazoa, Arthropoda, Insecta, Diptera, Drosophilidae. The record is from RefSeq and is a predicted model, not a curated record.
AUGUACUAAAUAUUCCCUACCGCAUUGAUAUUUUUUUUAAUGUACGUGUCCAAAUUCGAGGCGAGCAUGGGUACUAAUUUGCUUAUUUAUCUGGCCUUAAGCGCAUUGCUUUGCCUAUCCAAAGCAAACGCGGAGAUAGUUAACACAAAUGUGGAAAGAUCUCUCGACCUAACUUCGCAGCUGGUGAAAACGCUGACCAAAAUUUCGGCAGAAGACACAGCCGGCAAACCCAUUGCCGAAUACGUGUUUUUCGCUUCGGAGCCCAGCCUUGCGUACAUUUUGGUUAAGGACAGUGCCGACCGGAAUGUCCAGAUCAAAAAGAAUGAGCCACUGAAGGGCGAGCAGAGCUUUACGCUCACCUUCCCAAAGGCGUCCGCUAAGCAGAGUUUCCUGGUCGAGACUGUGGCCUCCAAGAGCAUCCUGCCGCACCCCGAGGAAAUCAAGCAGAAUGACAAACAAUUUGUGAGAUACUCGGGCAACCUGCACUUUUACUCGAAGUACAAAACCAACAGCCAGAAGACCAAUGUCAAACUCAGCUCCUCGAAUAUUUUGUCGCACACCCAGGUCAAACCUUUUUCGGUGUCCUCCAACAAAAUCACCCUGGGACCCUAUGAAAACACUGAAGCCUUCAGCCAGGAGGCCCUCGUUAUUCACUAUGAGAACUCGUCGCCUUUUGUCACCGUCAACACAUUGGAGCGCACCCUAGAGAUCUCACAUUGGGGCAAUAUUGCCGUUCAGGAAUCCAUUCAGAUGACCCACACCGGAGCCAAGCUGAAGGGAUCGUUUUCGCGCUACGAUUUCCAGAAGGAAGGUCGCUCCGGACUGGCUGCCCUGAAGUCGUACAAGACCUACUUGCCGGCUUCUGCUUCUGGCGUGUAUUACCGGGACACAAAUGGCAACAUAUCGACCUCCAACAUGAAUGCUGUGCGGGACUUUAUUGAACUCGAGCUGCGCCCCCGGUUUCCGCUCUUCGGCGGCUGGAAAACCCAGUACACACUUGGCUACAAUGUUCCCUCGUACGAGUACAUGUUCAACGAUGGCAACAAAUACCAGCUGAAGAUGCAUUUGAUCGAUCACAUAUACGAUAAUAUGGCCAUCGAUGAGGCCACCGUUAAGAUCAUUCUGCCCGAGGGAUCCAGCGAUAUACGCCUUUCGACACCCUACUCGAUUAGCAGACUGCCAAACGAACUCGUCCACACGUAUCUGGACACCACAGGUCGUCCGGUGGUCUCUUUCACCAAAUCCAAUUUGGUCGAAAGCCAUAUUUCAGACUUUACGCUCUACUAUAGCUUCUCGAAGAUUUCCAUGCUGCAGGAACCAUUGCUGGUUAGCGGGUUUAUCUAUAUCAUAUUUGUGUUCACCAUUGUAUUCUUACGGUUGGACUUUUCGAUUACAUCCCAUGCGCAUAAAGAAUAAGUAAAUCAUAAUUUUUGCAUUGAAUAUAGUUAUUCUCAUCAUAAUAAAAAAAAAAUUAAAAUGUAUUCAAAUAAUAUUUUGCAAUAACAAACGAAAUAAAUAAAAUGCUUGCUCUUGACUGCAAGAAAAUGAUCCUAAAA